Messenger RNA from Lecanosticta acicola, 1671 nucleotides. The record is from the annotation of a GenBank genome assembly. NCBI's taxonomy places the organism in Eukaryota, Fungi, Ascomycota, Dothideomycetes, Mycosphaerellales, Mycosphaerellaceae.
AUGAACUUGGAACUCGAACCGAACACUUUGGAUCCUACAACUCUGGUGACAUUCCUAUUCCGUGCGCCUCCCGAAGUGCGAACGGUGGAACUGCUUGGGUCCUGGGACAACUUUAACGUUCCAUAUCGCAUGCACCAUGAUCGUCGGAGAGGCAAUGACUUCUGGUCCGGAUGCUUCAAAUUCGAGAACAUCAUCUACGACGGCGACGAUCUGAAGUGGGUGAAGCCAAGGAGCGGUGGGCUCAGGCAGGGCGGAACGUAUUGGUAUUACUACCGGCUCAAUUAUGAUCUGGACUCCUUUGACGAGAGGCAACCCCAUUCCACCAGCUGUCCGCUGUUACCCGGCCAGAAGGUCAAUAUCCUGGAUGUACCCAUUGAACUUCUGGCGCCGCCCGAGAGAUGCCGCAGCGCCUACGAAGACAUCAUUGGCAGUCUUGCAGAUGCUGGCUGCCGGCAGACCAUGGAGCCGGGAGAUAAAUUCGCUUCCGUCGAGGCACCCCCGCUUUCCAAGAUUCAUUCCAGAUGUCUGUCGGACGAGGCGUUGGAUGGUCGGCUAGAGAGCAAUUCUGUGCCGCUCGUUGUCCUUGCAGAUACCGUCUCGCCAUUGCCGUCUUCGCAUUCGCAGGAAGCUGAGAGAGAAUUCGCGAACGAUGCCGCCGAAAGUACAGAGCAGCGAGCGGAGUCUCGUGCCAGCUCCGUAUAUUCACAGGAUGGGACCGACUCUGCGCCCGUCAGCCCCCGGAGCACAGGGAAGCAGAGCGAGCCUGCAAAGCAGGACCUCGAGCACGAGGACGAGGGUGAUCUCCCCGACUUUCCGUAUCCUGAUAGACUGGGUCCGUCCUUCUUGGGAUUUGGUGCCACUCUAUUUGCAUCUCCGCGAGCUGCUGACGUUGCUGCCGAUCGAACAAUCACUGAAGACUCGGUCGCAUAUCCGCCUCAUCUACAAUCGGAGCCUUCGCAGAACAGAAAGGGUCCCCAAUCGGUGCAAAACGUCCCAUUCUACGGCUCGAGACCUGGCUCAAAGCUCUCCGAGGACCCAGAAGGGCACCGGCCUCGCUUGUACUCGCUACCUAGUCUGGACAUUGGCGAGUACUUGAGUGGUAACCAGCUUGGGUCACACAUCUCGUCCGCUGCGCCAGCCACGUACUAUUCGAAAUGGCCAUCCGAGGAGUGCGAUGAGGACUCGCCGACUGCAAAUGAUUUGGACAACUACGAUCUUACUUCGCCCACAUUUUCAGCAGAUACCAUUAGCAGUGCCGGCCAAAACACUCCCUUUAGAUUGUCAGCUCAGAAUUCGCUACGGGAGAGCACGAGGCAUGAUUCAGCCCAACUAGAAGACGACAGUCUGGUGGACAUUGCAGAUCGCUUGCGAGCGCUUGAUGCCAAUGAGCAAAGCCGCAAUCGUCAAUCUGUCAGCGCUGGACGGACCUCUUACGAGCUUAUUCGGAGAUUCAAUUCUCGCUCUUUUGUCAACUAUUCCCUACCGACUAUUGCUUCCGAGAGUAAUCAAUCUCUGGUGAAGACCGCAUCGAACGUUUCUAUACCUCCACGAUCUGGACAAGAUGUGCCUCCCAUUCCAUCCCCACUCGUCCACUCGGGCGAGGGCGAAGGACGCUCCCUGGCUGAAGACAUUUUCAGCGAGCUUGGGUUUUUGGGAAGCAGUAUUGCUUGA